AUGAUUCGGGUCAUCUGUCCCAUUUGUGUUCUUCUCUUUGCGCUCCUCUUUGUGUGCAUGAACGCACGUCCCGACUCACCAGGCCGAUCAAGGCGUGCUCCUGCUGCCAAAGUGCGACUGGCAGGUAUCAGCCACAGAGAAAAUGAGGGACGAGUUGAAGUCCUGCACAACGGGACGUGGGGCACCGUAUGCGAUGACGAGGUCGACAUUAAACUCGCUAAUGUGGUUUGCAGGGAACUGGGUUUCCAAAGUGGUAUAACAUGGGCUCACAGUGCCAAGUAUGGAGAAGGAGAAGGCCCUAUUUGGAUGGAUAAUGUGAGGUGUGAAGGAACGGAGAAAACUCUGAAAGACUGCAAGUCGAACGGGUGGGGUGUUCAUGACUGCAAACACACUGAGGAUCUCGGAGUGGUCUGUAGUCCAGAGAGAAGGCUAGACCAAGUGCAUCCUGGAGUCACCAGAAGAGGGCACACCAUCGCUCUCAGACCAAACUCAGUCACCUCGAACCGUUGGCAGGACAUUUACUCCAGUUCACCUGCACAUCUCAGACAGGGCAAUGGACAUUCCCAGGAUCAUACCAGAUGGGAUCAAUUCUCCAGACAGCAGUUUCAUAAUCCGUCUGCCAGUAGGGUGAGGAUCGAAGAAGUCCGUCUCAAGCCGAUCUUGAUGGUUACAAAGAAGCGUGCCCUUGUUACGCAGGGUGUGGUGGAAGUAAAGCAUGCUGGGAGAUGGAGACAGGUGUGUGAUAAAGGUUGGAGUCUGAACAGCAGCAGAGUUGUGUGUGGGAUGCUUGGCUUUCCUGAUGCGGAGCAGCCCAACAUGAACACCUACAAAAAAAUAUGGGAUAAGAAAGUCAAGGAUUCAACAACCAGAUUGAGUCAGAUGACCAAGAAGAAGGGAUUCUGGGUUGAGAAAGUACAUUGUUUGGGCACAGAGCCCAGCCUGGCGGAGUGCCAAACCCAGCUGUCAAUCCCUCGAAGCCCCGCCCCCUGUAAGAACGGACGCCAUGCAGUGGCCCGCUGUGUCCCAGGACCACAGUUUGCUCGUAUGUUCUCUGGCAGACCCCAAGCACCUCACCCUGCAGAGCUGUCAGUGCGUCUGAAGGCCGGACCACGUCUGGGAGAAGGAAGAGUUGAGGUUCUCCGUGAGGGAAAGUGGGGAACUGUGGUUGACCACCGAUGGGACCGGAUCUCAGCCAGUGUGGUGUGCAGAGAGCUGGGCUUCGGCACUGCCAAAGAGGCUCUUUCCGGAGCAUACAUGGGUCAAGGGACGGGGCCGAUCCACAUGAACUCAGUGCAGUGCACUGGCACAGAGCGCUCUAUUUUGGAUUGUUACUUCCAGGAAGUCCCUCCCUGGACAUUCGAACACAGCCAGGAUGCUUCUGUCAAAUGUUAUGUUCCUAAGACAGGCAUGGAGACUAUGGUGCGGUUGGCGGGGGGCAGGGACCCGGCUGAGGGUCGUGUGGAGGUGCUCAUGGAAGUGGGGGGCAGAAAGCAUUGGGGGACGAUUUGUAGUGAGAACUGGGGAAUAAAUGAAGCCAUGGUGGUAUGCAGGCAGCUGGGCUUUGGUUUCGCCACACGUGCCCAUCAGGACACAUAUUACUGGCAAGGUGACCCUGCGGCAGAAGAAGUGUUGUUGAGUGGGACUCACUGUGUGGGAACAGAAAUGUCCAUCCAGCAGUGCCGUCGAAAUAGUUACAUCCACUGCCCUCGAGGAGGUGGAGCUAAAGCAGCAGGCGUCACCUGUUCUGAAACGGCACCUGACCUGGUUUUGGAUGCACAGCUCGUGCAGGAGAGCGCUUACCUGGAAGACAGGCCUCUGCACCUGCUCACCUGUGCGCAUGAGGAGAACUGUCUCUCCUCCUCUGCCAGCCGUAUGCAGUGGCCGUACGGGCACCGCCGUCUUCUGCGUUUUUCCUCCCGUAUCAUGAACUUGGGCAGAGCUGACUUCCGUCCACGAGCCUCAAGAGAGUCCUGGACCUGGCACCAGUGCCACAGGCAUUAUCACAGCAUUGAAGUGUUCACACAUUAUGACCUCCUCACACUCAAUGGAAGCCGAGUGGCCGAAGGACACAAAGCCAGUUUCUGUCUGGAAGACACCUACUGCCCUGAUGGACUUCACAAACGCUUUUCAUGUUACAAUUAUGGAGAUCAAGGCAUUUCGGUGGGUUGCUGGGACACUUAUCGCCACGAUAUCGACUGCCAGUGGAUAGACAUCACUGAUGUCAGACCUGGAGACUACAUCAUGCAGGUUGAGGUAAAUCCAUCCCUGGACAUGGCUGAAUCAGAUUUUAUGAACAACGUCAUGCAUUGUCGAUGUAAAUAUGAUGGACACAGAGUGUUUAUGUAUGGCUGUCAUGCAGGUGAUGCCUACAGUGCUGAAACUGAGGAUUUAUUCGAACAUCAGCGUCAGAUUAGCAAUAACUUCAUUUGA
Sinocyclocheilus rhinocerous is the source of this 2430-nucleotide messenger RNA. RefSeq names its product lysyl oxidase homolog 4-like. Bases 1 to 2430 code for a protein of 809 amino acids. The transcript is spliced from 14 exons. NCBI's taxonomy places the organism in Eukaryota, Metazoa, Chordata, Actinopteri, Cypriniformes, Cyprinidae. The record is from RefSeq and is a predicted model, not a curated record. Gene Ontology annotation, cellular component: membrane. Gene Ontology annotation, biological process: peptidyl-lysine oxidation; collagen fibril organization. Gene Ontology annotation, molecular function: copper ion binding; protein-lysine 6-oxidase activity.